Molecule: messenger RNA, 2010 nt
Organism: Diuraphis noxia (Russian wheat aphid)
Lineage: Eukaryota; Metazoa; Arthropoda; Insecta; Hemiptera; Aphididae
Product: putative sodium-dependent multivitamin transporter
Biological process (GO): transmembrane transport; sodium ion transport
Cellular component (GO): membrane
Molecular function (GO): symporter activity
Source: RefSeq, a predicted model, not a curated record
GAUUAGUGUCGAUAAAAUUCGUUGUUUAACUCGCAUGUCAUUGUAUUUGUAUUAUUAAUAUUAUUAUUAUUAUUGUCAUAUUCAAAGCGUUACCUACUCAUUGUCAUGUAAAUAAAAUGUUUUAAAUCUAUUGUAUGCGUAUAUAUUAUACGUGUUUUUCUCGUCGUGUAAAUUGUGUUAAUUAUAAAACAUAUAAUAUUAAUACAGAACUAUGGUUCUGGGCGUUUUCGAUUAUGUUGUGCUUACGGUCACGUUGCUCGCUUCCGCCGCCAUUGGAGUGUAUUACCGACUCACUGGUGGAAAACAGCAAACGACACGGGAAUACAUGUUUGGAGACAAGAAAUUGUCCAUUAUACCUGUGGGGUUUUCGUUAAUGGCCAGUUUCUUGUGUGCUACAGCCAUGUUCGGGCUAAGCGCCGAAAACUACUUGAGAGGAACACAAUUUAUGGUCAUUAACGUAUCAAACAUUAUCGGCACACCUAUCGUUGCCUAUGUUUUCCUACCAGUAUUCUAUAAACUCGGAUAUUUAUCAGUCUACCAGUAUUUGGAAGAGCGAUUCGGCAAGUCAACCAGAAUCUUUGCGUCUGUGGCGUUUAGCAUCCAGACGGUGCUGCGAACUGCACUGGUACUGUACGCGGCCUCGCUGGCUCUGAACGCGAUUGCUGGAUUUUCGCAGACUGCAUCCAUGGCGGUCGUUGGCAUUUUGUGCACGUUUUACUCGACUGUUGGCGGCAUCAAAGCCGUAAUCGUCGGCGAUUUGUUUCAGUCCUUGCUUAUGUUUGGGUCCAUUUUCACGGUUAUUGCGGUAGCAGCGGCUAAUGUGGGCGGACUGUCAGGAAUCUGGAGGAUUGCUAACGAUUACGGUCGCGUUGAACUGUUCAACUUUCAGAUCGACCCUACAGUCAGGCACAGCUGGUGGUCACUGAUGAUAGGUGGAAUAUUCACGUACGUGUCGGUAUACGGUGUCAAUCAAGUGCAGGUGCAACGUUACCUAACCAUGAAGGACUAUGGUACCGUGGUCAGGACCCUGUGGUUCUCUUGGCCAAUAACCGCGUUCCUGUCACUGUCCAUGUGCUUCGCGGGCCUGGCCAUAUUCUCCAAGUACCGGGACUGUGACCCGAUCAAGGAGGGUAGAAUAACUAGCGGCGAUCAGCUGAUGGCUCUGUUCGUGAUGGACACAAUGACCGACAUACCUGGAUUAACCGGCCUAUUUUUGGCGGGUGUAUGCUCAUCGGCGCUGUGCUCCGUGUCCGCAGCCCUAAAUUCUCUGGCAGCCGUCACACUCGAGGACUACGUCACACCAAUGAUGAACGUCGAUAUACCAGAUGAGAAACGCGUCCUGUGGCUCAAAGUCCUAGUUAUCGUCUACGGGAUUCUAUCGAUACUGUUAGCGUUUUAUGCGCAUUUUCUGGGACCGCUGCUGCAGAUAUCGAUGACAAUUUUGGGAAUUAUUGGAGGACCUAUGUUGGCGGUGUUCACUCUCGGUAUACUCGUACCGUACACAAACCAAAAGGGUGCUUUAAUGGGUUUGGUCACAGGCCUCGUGUUUUCAUUUGUCUUGGGACUAGGAGGACCCAAACCACCGGUCCACAAUUUGCCCACUUACACCAACGGGUGUACACCAACCUCGUUUUAUGAUUUCGACCUAAACGCUUCGUCUACUGCCCCUUUAAUAUCAACAUCGACGACCACACUAGAGAUUCAUGAAGAAAAUUACAUGUAUUUGUAUAAGAUAAGUUACAUGUAUUAUAUCGUCAUUGGUUUCGCAACUACCAUAUUAGUGACUUUGGUGGCAAGCUUGUUCUUCGAAUCAAAUGUAAAUACUCUUGAUCCGAAACUAUUUUUCUCGGCUAAUCCAAAGGGUGUAGAAACACAAGUUGAAACRAGACAAAAAAGACCUUCAACAGUUUCAAAAACCGUCACUUUUUCCAUUAAUUCGUAAAAAAAUCAUUGUUUAUUAUUAUUAUUAAUAUUAAUAAUAUAUUUAUGAUACCAUAUGAUAAGUAUUUU